CCCUCUCCCUGUGUACUGAUCUGCAGCCUAUAAAAGCCUCUCUGCUGAGGGAGCUGCUUUGCAGAUGACAAGAGAGGGAGCCAAAGGAAACAGAAGGUUAUUCGUUUUCUGACUGUCCUGAAAACCCAUGUUUAUUCAGUAACUAUGGCAAGAAAUCUGUUAAAGAAUCCCAAUGGGGAUGAGCAGCUGGAUUCCUGGGAGCUGACAGAAAAUGGCGGGAACCUGUGGAAAGUGGAGGACAUGCCAGGAGACUGCGGCCAUGACUUCUACAAUGAGGAAGUCACAAAAUAUUUUGUAACUUCUUUUGAACUUUGCCUAAAGAGACAGGUGAUUAACCUGUUAGAGGAGGGUUACAGCCCAGAUCAGCUGGACGCUCAGCCUCCUGUCACAGUGGAAGACUGGUUCUCCGGCAGGACCGACUGCGGCUGCACCUAUCAGAUGACCGCCUGUCUGCUGGAUGAGAACCAAGAGGUGCUGCAGGAGUAUAACCACGGGCCAGAGACUCUGGACCCGGAGGCAGACUGCUCAUGGAAACAGGUUAGUCAUACAUUUUCUGACUACGGCCCAGGAAUGCGUUUCAUCUCAUUCGAACAUGGAGGAAAUGACACCAGUUACUGGAAUGGGUGGUACGGAGUUCGGGUCACUGGGAGCUCUGUGACUCUCCAGGCCUAAAGUAGAGAAAGAGCCGGAAUGGAGAACGGAAAGAAGCGCCGACAAUUAAGUAAAAUGAUGUGUUUGGAAAAAAAAGGAGGACUUGUUUAAAACUUUACGACUCUUAACGGCUGCUGUGACAGCGCUGCAAUGAUCCAAACCUUAAUCCAUAGCUUGUCCACUAAUCAUGGAAAAUAAACUGAACUGUCGCUCACAACAAUGAAAGUAUUGAUGUGUUUUUUGGUUGUGUAGCAUUAACCUGUUGCACAUUUUCUGGUUAGAUCCACAUGAAUUUGAAGAUUUUAAAUGAUAGACAAACCACCUAAUGGUGUAAAAUGUUUUAAUUCAUACAAUACUGCAACUUUUCUGUAACCUUUGAUAAGGUGCUGCAUGUUUUAACUAUAUGUGGUUCAACAAACUCAUGAUAAAUGUUCUAAUAAUUAAAUUAUUAAUUUUAUAAUUACGGAAGGUAUUUGGUAUAAGGUCAUUAUUUAAUGCUUCUACUGUUCAGCUCAAAAUCAGGUCCAAGCUGGUUUGCACAACACACAAUAAAACUGUUUAAUUUAGGCAUUACAUUAAUGAAGUAAAUGCAAAAAAAAAAAAA
Molecule: messenger RNA, 1255 nt
Organism: Cyprinodon variegatus (sheepshead minnow)
Lineage: Eukaryota; Metazoa; Chordata; Actinopteri; Cyprinodontiformes; Cyprinodontidae
Gene: fbxo2
Product: F-box only protein 2-like
Exons: 6
Coding region: 145-672 (175 amino acids)
Biological process (GO): SCF-dependent proteasomal ubiquitin-dependent protein catabolic process; glycoprotein catabolic process
Cellular component (GO): SCF ubiquitin ligase complex; cytoplasm
Molecular function (GO): ubiquitin protein ligase activity
Source: RefSeq, a predicted model, not a curated record